This is a messenger RNA of Carassius gibelio (silver crucian carp), 2808 nucleotides long. RefSeq names its product hepatocyte cell adhesion molecule-like. The transcript has 7 exons. The record is from RefSeq and is a predicted model, not a curated record. NCBI's taxonomy places the organism in Eukaryota, Metazoa, Chordata, Actinopteri, Cypriniformes, Cyprinidae. The coding region runs from base 130 to 1377 and encodes 415 amino acids.
UUGUUCAGGCUGGGGUUCAGAGCAGCCAGUGUCCCGUCUGGCAGGAAGCACUCUGCAUUCCCAGCGACGUGCCUUGAGUGGACAAAUCAUGCCGAUUGUGUGGGAGAGAAACCCAGCGCUGCUUCCAAGAUGAAGGCAGAGAGGGAGGCAUCAUGCAAAGAGACAGCCGUUCCUUCACCGUUUCUUCUCCUAUGGCUUUUCAUCUUUUCUUUGGCAGGUGUACAUGGGGUGAACAUCAGCUGUCCAUCUCCUCUAGUGCGAGGUACACUAGGAGGCUCAGCCCUUCUUUCUGUAUCCUACACCAGCACCAGCUCCGACCAGCCCGUUAUUAAGUGGCAGCUGAAGCGAGACAAAGCUGUCACUGUGGUCCAGUCCAUUGGUACAGACAUAAUUGGGAACCUAAGACCUGAGUACCGCGGCCGAAUCCUCCUGUAUGAGAAUGGCUCCCUGCUCCUGCAUCACCUGCAGCUGUCAGACGAGGGCGCCUAUGAGGUGGAGAUAUCCAUCACUGAUGAUACCUUCACUGGGGAGCGAUACGUCAACCUCACCGUGGAUGUUCCAGUGUCCAGGCCCUUUAUCCACAUUGCAGCCUCAUCCGUCCUAGAGCUGACUGAGCUGUUUAUUCUCAACUGCACUCACGACACUGGCACCAAACCUACCUAUAGCUGGCUGAAGGGCGGGAAAUCUUUAACCAAUGACUCACACCUGCUCCUGUCACAUAACCAGAAGGUCCUGACCAUCUCCCGUGUUGUGAUGUCAGAUGACGACGUCUACACCUGUAGGGUGGAGAACCCCAUCAGCAGUAUGAAGAGCCUGCCUGUCAAACUCACUGUUUACAGACGGAGUUCUCUCUAUAUCAUCCUCUCCAUGGGAGGCAUUUUCUUACUCAUCACCUUGGUGACUGUGUGCGCCUGUUGGAAACCCUCCAAAAAAAAAAGGCAAGAGCUUGCCGGACAGAGCAGACAAAAUGUGGCGGAGCAGAGCAACGGCAAUCAUGAGGUUGAUGUUGUGCCUGCUAGAAAUUACCAGAACCGUCGGAACCCAGGUGGACUCUACGUCCUCAAAGAAAAGGAGGGAACAGAUGAGUCUUAUAUUGAUCCCCUCAGCCCAUCUUGUUAUCCAAGCAUGGCUCCACCUUCUGCACACUCUCCAGAUGCUUAUAUGCAUUCAGGAAGGAGAUACCCCCUUACCCCCGUCCCCUCUCCUCCAUCAACCCCUCAUCCAACUCUCAUUCCACCCCUCUCCUGUCCACCACACGUGGGCAGUUUAACACGCAAACCCCGCCCUUCAAGACUAAGCCCCUCCCCUCCACAUGCAGAACAACUUCUGAUUGAACCAGAAAACAAUAUGCAGCACCACCACAGCCUCCCGCGAUGAGCAAGAGAGUUUGGAUGUAAAAUGUCCAGGAUAAUGUCAGAUUAUGAGACUAUGUAUGUGGGUACUGUAAUUUUAAUUAGUGAUUUUAUAAUUGUUAUCUUUUUGAAAUAGCAUGAGUUGAGUGUUUCAUGUUUGAAAGAGAAUGAAUGGUGUACAAGACCAAAACUCAUAAUUGAGAAGAAUCUAAUUUACCAGGAGUACAUGGAUGUACAAUACGUUUGAAUUGUUACUGAAUACUAACAUUUUUUUUUUUUUUUCAGAUUUAGUCAAUUUGAUACUGUAAAUUGUAUCUUUAUUGAGCAUUGUUGGGAUCUGUUAGGGUAUACUGUAAUAGUGUUACUUUACGUCAGUAUUAAAAUGAUUUUAUUAUUUUUGCUCAAAUAAUAUGACUUUUUUUUCUGAAUAUUUGCUUUCUGACACAAGCGUCUAUGUUAAACAAUUGUUAACUUACAACGUUUAACCACCAGAGGCUCCCACAUCACUAUCAAUCAAUAAAACAUCUGCACCAUCUCAAAGCCGGACUACAGCUAGCCAGACAGUGUUAACAGCUCUUCAGUUUCUCUCUCCUCCCUUUUUUCUGUAGAACAAUAGAAAAAUGUUUAUUUCUACAACAAUUAGGGAUUGUUAAUAAAUCCCUUCAGCUUGAUUUACAGAGUAAAUAGAUUAUAGCAUUUCCCCCCUCAUUAUUAUCCAAAGGGUUUGUUAGUCAAAUAGAGCAUGUUAAAGAAACUACAUUAUAUGUUAUAAAUCCUAAUAUUUACUCUAAAUAUUUAGUUAAACGCUGAUGCCACCAUCAGAUAAAUGGCGUUCUACAUGAGUAAAGCUUGUUCGUUUAGUCCUGUCAGUCACAACACAAGAACAUGAAGUCUGAUGAGAGUUUGCUGAAACAUGGUGUGCAUUUGAUAUGCAGUAGGGCUUUAUAUCAUUGCCUCUUGCUUUCAUUUAUAUAGACAUUGUUCACAUUGUUUGUAAACUUAAAAUAUAAUAAUGUUAAAUAUAAUGUAAAGCCUAUUUGCUUUAUAGGAUGGAACAGUGCUGUUAAAAGUCAUUCCAUGUUGAAAGCAUGUGUGAUAUUUUGGAAACAAUCUAUGAGUUUGUAAUGCAUUGUACUGUAUUGUAAUGUAUUAAUCUGUUGAGCAUGUCUAACUCGCUUUUAGAGAACAAUAGUAGUCACACUGUCUGACAUUAGGUGUGUGAUCAGUCAACCAAUCAGAUGUCAGGCAUAAUAAAGACUUUCUUUUCACAAUAAAUAUGUCUUUAAAAACAAAACGAAACAGAAAAUAUAUAGCUCUUAGUCCAUAAAUAGAUCAUUCACAUUGAUUUCAAGUUCAUGAGGAUGAGUAGGGUGCAGCAGGGAUGUUUUGAUGUUUUUGAGCAAGCUGAAGAUGAUGUUAAUAAUGCUGUUAUCUGAAUUAAAUUCUACUACCACCA